Molecule: messenger RNA, 2564 nt
Organism: Anopheles coustani
Lineage: Eukaryota; Metazoa; Arthropoda; Insecta; Diptera; Culicidae
Gene: mol
Product: dual oxidase maturation factor 1
Exons: 9
Coding region: 631-1896 (421 amino acids)
Biological process (GO): protein transport
Cellular component (GO): endoplasmic reticulum membrane
Source: RefSeq, a predicted model, not a curated record
CUUAGUGGUGAGUGCACCCAGGUGAGCGAAGGUGAAGCCCCGAAAGAUCUCGUGUAUCCACCCGGAGUAGUGUGGCUUCACGGGGCGAGUGUUUAGUGUUCUGCAAGUGAUUCGAAACGGUGCACCAGCGCGUCAGCCCGGACUGUGCCCCGGUCGACUACCCUCCGUGUAGUCUUUGGUUUCUUCUCCGCGUCCCGUAACCUGCUGGGAAAGCAUCUGUGAUAUUUCAGUAGAGAAAAUCACACACUAAUUGGCGGCUCGGUUUCCCACCGUGCGGCAAAACGAACGCAACGGCACGACUCCUGCAGAAGAGUCCCGGUGUCAGUGAGUGUAUCGAUUUUGUGGCUGUUCGGUGCUCGAUCAGUUCUUCUCGUCAAGUAUUCAGUGGAAACAAACCGCAAUCCGCGUAAUCGCAUCACAUUUGUCGCCAUUUGCACCAACCGAGCAAUUAUCGCACAUCGCCACAGUGCGCUUCCGAGCGGUGUGUUGGAUAAUCCGCCCACCACAACCACAACAACAUCAACGAACGCAGUCCGUCUGGAUCUUCCCUUGACAAAGCCGGCUUUAAGGCAAAGCUUCUACGAAGGUUCCGCAUCUCGGACAACGCAGCCAACAUAGACAACCCCAGCGAUGAAGGGCUGGUUCGAUGCGUUCCGUGACGACGGGGCGCCAACGCUCUACUCGUUCUCCAACCGAACCCCCGUCACCGGCGAUGUGUCGAUCGUGGCCGUGUGCGUCAUGUUCGCCACCGUCUAUCUGGCGUUUCUGGUUAUCUUUCCCGGCGUGCGAAAGCAGAAAUUUACCACAUUUACUACCGUUACCUUAAGUCUCUUCGUUGGACUAGUCAUAUUAGUAAGCCGUCUCGGUUCCGGUUGGCAUGUGGCCCAAUCGACGAUCGUCGCGCCGUACCGGGCGUUCUCGCGGGAAAAGCUUCCGGCCCGGAUCGGGGCCCACAUUGGGCUGAUGCACAUCAACAUCACGCUGACGGCACUGCCGGUCGGCAACUGGACGCCGCCGGACAUCGACUUCAACGAGCGGUUCAGCUGGAACCAGGCGAACGACAUGGGCAACUCGUACCGGGACGCCCUGCAGCGCGGACUCCCCUAUCCGAUUCUGACGGUGGCCGAAUAUUUUAGCUUGGGUCAGGAAGGGUUUGCCUGGGGUGGCCAAUACCGAGCUGCCGGUUACUACGCUAGCAUCCUCUUGUGGGCGUCGUUUGCCUCGUGGCUCCUGAUGAAUCUGCUCCUAGUGGCGGUGCCUCGCUACGGUGCGUACACCAUGACCCUGACCGGAGCCCUGCUGAUCGGAGCCAGCAUCGGUUACAGCUCGAUGCUACCGAAGCGACCGCUGAUGAUCGUCAUCGAGGGUGCCCAGAUCGAUUUCCAUCUCGGCUGGUGUUUCUAUCUCGUGCUCAUCGCAGGCGUUUUGUGCUUCUCGGUAGGACUGGUCAUUUCCAUCAUUGAUCUUGUCUGGCCGCAUCGGUUUUCGACGAUUCUGGAGGUUUACUAUGACACACCGUACGAUCGGCACGUUAUUCUGGAGGAAUCACAUGACGUCCGCUAUCGCAAGCGCAACAGCAAAGGACUGGAAGAACCGCCCGGCCUUGGAUCGCGCAUUCUUCGACGCCUUUCCUCGAAAGCACGCGACGCCAACACCGAUAAGAUGGGUAUCGAGAACCGUGGCUUCCAACACGAUGUCCCUAAAUCUCCGUGGCGCUAUCCGUUCCGACGCGCCCAGCAGACGCCACCGCAGGGCAUCCAGCGUACGAUCUCGCAGGACUCCACGUCCAGCAUCGCGUCCGCCGCUGCCAUGUCCCAGUCGCUUCACAAAGUGGCUCUCUCACGAAUGCUACCGAAACCACCGCUAGAGCGUACGCGGGAAAUUUCCAACUGGUGAAAACCAUCAACGCGCCAUCAUGCCAGAAUCAGGAACGGACGCAACCGAGGAACGGUGGACGCUCUGGUCCCGUUUUGCGUGAUCAACGUCUUUUGUGAUAUUUAAGAGUUUAGCUACAAAACACCAACAUACUAACUGACCACAGGCCAAGCAUUUUAUCAUAACUUCCUUUAGUAGCAGCGCCCGCAAAGUCAAGUGGGAACGGCGGCGGAUAAGACGUAAGCCGGGCCCAGUGCUAUAAAUUCGAGGGACGACUCAUUUGAAAGACGAUAAUUAAAGAGGUGAAAGCGAAUUUUAAUCUAAGCUUGAGAAACGGGACUAUAGAAGGGAGAGCUUACAAAAAAGCAAGCAAAAAGAAGCCGUAAAACCGUUAGCAUGGUCGAACAUUUGCAGAAGGGCACCGUUUUGACGAAGGCAACCUGCCGAGGGCAUCUCAAUUUUAAGCUUAUUUAUUGUUCCUGUACCAGUGUUAGCAAUGUAGCAGUUUCAUGUAUGCAUAGCAGAGCAGAACGAACGUGCUUACAGCACCGAUAUAAGUUGUAAACGUAUUGUAUUGUAAAAAUCUUUGGGUUUCUAUUGUUUGUCCUAAGGAAGAUUGUACUAUGUUACUUGACAACAAAUCUGCAACAAGAGACAAAUGUAAUAAAAGUUCAGAUUUGACUUGAGAA